AUGUUCGUCAUGUCAACAAAUUGGGGCUCCGUGCCAAUACACCAAACAAGACUCAUCGUCAUUCGACGCGGCAUCACUGAGAAUACUAGACCAGCUCUCUCUCAUAGAGGGACUGUAUCUGAUCAGAUCCUCCAGUGGCCAGUGUUUGAACAGCUUCUGUCUUCUUUACAGCGGUUUCCAUACAUCGACUUUCAUGGCACAGAGGCUUACAGCUAUCUUGACGACCUGACCGAGUCAGAAGAUUUGGAUCCACAUUCACCAUCAGGACCGCCCUGGAAGUCUUCUGCGCCGAUCAACAUCUCCACAGAGAAGGUUGACGUCGAGAAACUCGUUGAACAGUUUCAUCAACGAGUCAACAUCAAGAACCCGAUUCUGAGUAGGCGGCUGGCUAGCGAAUACUGUCAAAAAUUCCACGAGAAUGGACUUCUCUUCAACCUUGACACCUGUCUGGUAUUGCUCAUGUGUGCUCUUGGUGCCAUUUCCAUGGAUUAUGGAUCUAUCAACACAAGCCAAAGCCCCGGAAACAACCCAAGCUCAGCGCCAGAUCUAGCGAAUCUAAGACUUGGUCACAGUUAUUUCACAGCCGCGGAGAAGAGGCUAGGGGCAGCCAUAUCAACACUCAACACCCUCUCCAUCCAGUGCUUGUGUCUUGCUGGGAUAUUCCACAUGUACUCGAUCCAGCCAAUGCAUGCGUUGCGUAUGUUUCACGCCGCGGGAAUCUCUCUUCAGAACCUUUCUUCCACGGGUGCUCGACCAGCCGGAGCAGCGUCUCAGAUGUAUUCGAGCCUGUUUUGGCUAUGCUAUAAAUCCGAGAGAGAGAUCCUAGCCGAGAUACCGAUCAACGCGCCCGCCCUGCGAGAACCUGGAAUGCCAAAUGUAUACCCUCAGCCCCCACAAGCCGCCAGCAUUGCUUCAAACGAAUGGGCUGCCGACGAGGAAGACAGCUGGUACUUUCUGCUCUCUGAAAUCGCCCUUCGCCGUAUCACAGACCAAGUCACCGAGAUUGUCUCCAAGUACAUUCAUGCCGACAUCAUCUUGCCAGGAUCGCAAAGGAUUCAACAGCUCAUUCCCAUCGUAGCCGAGUUUGAGCAACAAGCCGAAACUUUCCGAGAGAAUCUUCCAUCAGCUGUCAAGUUUCCCGACGUCCCUGAAGCGGCCAGCACUGAAUGGCAACAGUACAGCCGCGGUCGCUAUUACCGUCUACUUGAACUCAUGCACCGACCAUUCCUCUUCAACGCCAUCCACGAUCCUGGAUGCAGCCCCGUCGUUCGGUCACUAGCGGAGAUAGGACUUCAGAAUGCACUGCGGUACAUUCAGCACAGUCACAUAUGCCAUCGACACCACGGAACGUGGCUCCAGCUUCGGAAUGAAUUGAAGGAGGCAAGCCUCCUGCUUGCAGCAUCGAAGACAACUUGGCUGACUAUGCCUCGCGGAUGGGAGGCUGGGAUCGUCAAAGCUCAAGCGACGUUCGACCACUGGUCUUGGGAGUUUCCGUCUUGCAGAACGUAUGCCAAUGUCCUCCAGAAGCUAGCCGAAUCAUCCAUGACAGGUCACGGCGUAGAUAGUCCGAUGCCAUACGGCUGA
Messenger RNA from Verticillium alfalfae VaMs.102, 1584 nucleotides. Its product is annotated as C6 zinc finger domain-containing protein. NCBI's taxonomy places the organism in Eukaryota, Fungi, Ascomycota, Sordariomycetes, Glomerellales, Plectosphaerellaceae. The transcript has 5 exons. The record is from RefSeq and is a predicted model, not a curated record. The coding region runs from base 1 to 1584 and encodes 527 amino acids.